AUGCCUUCCCAAAUCUUGGAUAACGCGCUUGGUGGUGUUGGACACACACCGUUGAUUCGCCUUGACAAAAUUGCGAAAGCGAACGACUUGAAGUGCAAUCUUUUGGGUAAAGUGGAGUUUAUGUCUGCCGGCGGAUCGGUGAAGGAUAGAAUCGCAAAGGCCAUGGUAGAGGCGGCUGAGCGGGAUGGAAAGCUAAUCGCGGGCAAAAGCGUCGUUAUCGAGCCCACCUCUGGCAAUACUGGCAUUGGAUUGGCCAUGGCGUGUGCCAUCAAGGGUUAUUCAGUCAUCAUAACCCUCCCUAACAAGAUGUCUUUGGAAAAAGAAGCUCUUCUUCGAGCUCUGGGUGCCGAAGUCAUUCGUACUCCAACGGAGGCAGCUUGGGAUUCUCCAGAAAGUCAUAUAGGUGUUGCCAACCGCCUUCAGCGUGAAAUCCCUUACGGAAUUAUUUUGGAUCAAUACCGCAACCUGAAUAACCCACUUGCGCAUGAGCUGACCACUGGCCCUGAAAUCAUUGAGGCAGUCGUCUCGACACCAUCUACCUCGUCGAGGCCUUCGACUGAGAAGGUCGAUGUAAUGGUCGCUGGUGCUGGUACCGGAGGAACUGUCACUGGAAUUGCCCGUGCCAUUAAGAAGACGCAUAACGCGGAGUGCACAGUUGUUGCUAUUGAUCCUAAAGGCAGCAUCUUGGCUCAGCCUGAAAAUCUGAAUACAGCCAACAACGGCGAAGCAUAUAUCGUUGAAGGAAUUGGUUACGACUUCGUCCCUGAUGUUCUUGAUCGUUCGGAAGUGGAUACAUGGAUCAAAACUGCGGACGAAGAGUCAUUCUCUGCCGUUCAGGCACUUAUGCGAUCUGAGGGUCUUCUUGUCGGUGGAAGCAGUGGCAGUGCUCUCGCUGGCGCUCUCAAGUUUUUGAAGAGCGAUGCCGGCAAAGACAUUGCUAAUACACCUGGAAAGAACGUCGUUGUUCUUCUUCCUGACGGUAUCCGAAACUACAUGAGCAAACCAUGGUUUUUGAAGAUUGCCAUGGAGUCUGAGCCUUCCCCCCUUGCCCACACCAUCUCCAAGAUCCUUCAAACCAAGGAGAAUUCCAAUGGCGAUGUCCCGAUCGCUGCUGUCCAUGAGAAUGUAUCUCCUUCAAAUCGUAUGGAAAGUGUUGCUGGUGCCCAAACCUUCACAGCCUCCCAUUAA
Psilocybe cubensis is the source of this 1188-nucleotide messenger RNA. RefSeq lists its product as uncharacterized. The record is from RefSeq and is a predicted model, not a curated record. NCBI's taxonomy places the organism in Eukaryota, Fungi, Basidiomycota, Agaricomycetes, Agaricales, Agrocybaceae. Gene Ontology annotation, cellular component: cytoplasm. The transcript is spliced from 9 exons. Bases 1 to 1188 code for a protein of 395 amino acids. Gene Ontology annotation, molecular function: cysteine synthase activity; cystathionine beta-synthase activity.